AUUGAAAAAGACGAGGGCCUAGUAGCCAUCGUCGAUCCCCAAGUCUCCGCGGCGGAGGCGCUCGCGUCGCGACCCCGUCGCCGCCGCCGGCGAUCCGCUCCAGCCGAACCCCGCCGCACCGCCGCGGUAGCUGCCGUCGGCGAGGUGCGUCUCGGCACCGGACUCCAGGAAUCGUGCUGCUGCUGGAACGCCGCGCCCGCUCAGCCGGCGGCCGGGCGUCCCGCGUGGCUCGCUGGCAUCGAUCGGGGAUCCCUCCUACGGGCUCGCCGUCGCGGAGGUUUCAGGGGACCGGCGCUUGGACACGCUCUUUCCUCAUCAAUCUGCUGACGUUUUGAAAUAUUGGAAUGCUUCUGUCGUCGAAUUUGGUUAUCUACAGCAUCUGAAUUGGUUAUAACUUAUAACUUAUAAGUGGCAUGUCUGCGAAGGUUCCAAGAUUUGCUUUAGGCGCCUAGAAGCUAAUUCCGUUGGGAUGGCAGAUUGGGCUGGUCUUCAGACUGAUAUCCUUGGUGUAAUUGUAAAGAAGCUUGCCGUCCCUGACUAUCUGAGAUUCCGUGCUGUAUGCACAUCUUGGAACCAUCUCUGUAGGGAUGUAUUCAACUGUCCAAGGAUAGACCCAUGGCUGAUGCUCCCUACAAAUGCGCUUAAUGAUUCUAAAUUUUUGUGUGUACCUGAAAGGAAGAACCAAACCAUUCGUCUCCCGAGCACUGUUACAAUCUUUGGCUCCACCUGGAUUCCUGUUGGUUCUUCCCAUGGUUGGCUCAUCUUUUACAGCCCAUCUCAUGGAACCAUGCAGCUGGUUAAUCCCAUUAGUGGCAUGCAGUUCAAUCUUCCCCCAAUCGGACGAAGGGCCUUCUCCAAGGCCAUGUUGCUUGACAUGAAUGACACAAACUUCACUGUUGCUGUCAUCUUACGUGACCAGAAAGGAUAUAAGGUAACGCGUAAAGGAAGCAACAGCUGGUCAUCAGUGGAAUCAAAGCAUGAUCUAGUGGAUAUCUUCAAGCACAGGAGACAGCUUUACACCGUUGAUAUAUAUGGCACAGUUCAGUUGUGGGCAGAACCGCCCCGUUCAUGGCCAGAUGAAGAUGCCCCGCAGGUGAAUGACCCGUAUCAUAACCUCAUUCACUAUCCGCAUCAACAUGGAAAGCUUAACUGUUUGGUGGAGUCCCCAGCUGGUGAUCUAAUGAGGGUGAAGCGGCAAUCAAAUGAUAAGUUUGUGGUCUGGAUUCUGGACAAGGGGACAUUUUCCUGGGAGAAGGUUGAUAACAUCGGGGACUUUGCGCUGUUUGUCAGCUACUACAGCUCGGUCUGUUACCGGGCGAAGGAUCAUCUCAACCUGAAGUCGAAUUGUGUCUACUUCAUUGACUCCUACAGCAACCUGUGCGCAUUCAACCUGGAGAACAGGACGAAGGAGCUCGUCGAAGCUCUUGAGCCCGCCCAUGCCCACGGUCAUCCAGAGCCUCACGCUGUCCGGCGCAGGCCGGAAGGACAGAGGUACAUGUGGUUAAUCCCUUCGCUGAGAUAAACCAAUGGAGGAUGAAAGCUACGGUACACAUCCCCGUUGUCUCUGAACUUACUACAGUAUAUGUGACUGUCGCUAAUUUCAUAAAAGUAUUGGGCAUAUCUAUAGCACUUCUGUAGAUAAAUCAACUGUCUGAACUUUGGACAACUCGUGGUUUGUGAUUAUCGUGUAUUUUGUAAUAUAUAUAUAUAUAUAUAUAUAUAUAUAUAUAUUAUAUAAGUUAUCCUUGUCCAAAUUGUUUAAA
Oryza sativa Japonica Group (Japanese rice) is the source of this 1763-nucleotide messenger RNA. RefSeq names its product putative F-box protein At4g17565. Lineage: Eukaryota; Viridiplantae; Streptophyta; Magnoliopsida; Poales; Poaceae. The record is from RefSeq and is a predicted model, not a curated record. Gene Ontology annotation, molecular function: protein binding.